Messenger RNA from Megalopta genalis, 1206 nucleotides. NCBI's taxonomy places the organism in Eukaryota, Metazoa, Arthropoda, Insecta, Hymenoptera, Halictidae. The record is from RefSeq and is a predicted model, not a curated record.
GUUUUAUUAUCCUAUUCGGAGGAUUCCGUAACGCGGACGAGCAUUUUUACAGAGUUCCUUAUCGUUUAUCAUUAAUUAUGUCGACGCUUUAACCGUCGAUUCAACCUUAUAAUCACUUAAUAAUAUUUAACUCUAUACUUCAAUUUAUAAUAUCAACUUCUUAGUUUAAUAUUUGCAGUGUUUACACUAUAAAUUUUUCAAUCUUGUAUCAUUAAUUCUGAGUUAAUUAAAGUUUAAAGUCUUAUAGUCAUGGUGGCAGCUGUGUGACGCUGAGUUUGUGUCAAAAUAAAUGCCAACAAUUUAACAAUAAUCUGUUAUUCAAAUUAAAAUACAGUAUAUAUUGCCAUAUAUUCUCUUUUUUUUAGACAUAUCAUAACUUAAUAUGUGGAUGUAGAAAAUAUUACGGUUCACAAAAAAUACGAAUAUAUACUACAAAGGUCACUCAUCCAUAGAAGUACUUUGUUCUCACAAAAGCAAACCAGUCGUCGAGCAUUUUCAACAAAAUUACAUACUGCGUCAUCGUUCACUAUUAUGGCGAUAUGGGCUCUGAAUAAAAAGAAAGGUGAAAAUGAAUUAGUUACUACGAAAGAAGUUUUACUAGGAAAAGCUGAUGCAUUAUUCGAUCAAGAAAAUUAUAAGGGAAUAUAUGAUCUUUUAACAAAUUACAGGGAUAGUGAAGAUGUUGAAAUAUUGUGACAAUUGUCUAGAGCAUUAUAUAAAAUGUCGAAGACAGCUACCGAUAUACAAGGGAAGAAAAUGAUUUAUGAAGCAUAUCAUUUAAUAAAUAAUGCGCUGUCGAUAAAAGAGGAGCAUUGGGCUAUACAUAAAUGGAUGUCUGUUAUCCUUAAUAGUAAAUGCUCUUACGAAGGAAUGAAANGAGCUGUAGAACUUAAUCCAACUGACGCUACAACCAUGUACAUGUUAGAUACUUGGUGCUACCAAGUUUCUGAUCUGGCAUGGUACCAAAGAAAAGUUGCAUCUGUAAUAUUUGGGGAACCACCGACUUCAUCGUUCGAAGAAGCUUUAAAAUACUUCCAAAAUGCAGAGGUAGUUGAUCCUAACUUCAACAGUCACAAUUUACCAAUGCUGGGAAAAGUUCUAAAAUUAAAUCAGGAGGAAGAAUCGUUGAAGUAUUUAACCCUUUGCACUCGAGUGGCGACUCUGAGGCACCACUGAGAUCGUUGUAUCACUUUCCAAGAUCAUUUU